This is a messenger RNA of Seminavis robusta, 420 nucleotides long. NCBI's taxonomy places the organism in Eukaryota, Bacillariophyta, Bacillariophyceae, Naviculales, Naviculaceae. The record is from the annotation of a GenBank genome assembly.
AUGGGGACCAGCCCCAGGUCCUGGACCAUAACUGAUGCAUCUGCCGAAAAACAGGGGGUACCCCGUGGAGGAUCAGCGGACGGGGAGACGGGAGCUGCCGCGGUAGGGGUGAUGACGGGAGCGGCUGACGGAGCCCCAGUAGGACUGCCCGUUGGAGAUGAACAUGUAAUUGCGCAGUCUCCGGAGGCACCAACUCCCGUAGCAGCAAUCCCUGCGCCGUCGUCGAAAGCGAGGGUAAAACCGGAGCCAUCAAAUGUUGUGAUGGAUGCCGUCGCGGUGGCGGCGCAACCAAGAUCAUUAGUUCCGGAUUCAAUGGUGAUAGAGGUCGAAGUGACCAUGGUUGUGCUGCUGGAGGUAAUGCCCCCCGUGCCGCUGCAUGAUGAGACAAACGAGGAAAAUCGCCUUGUGAAUUUGGCUUGA